This is a messenger RNA of Papaver somniferum (opium poppy), 1455 nucleotides long. RefSeq names its product putative exosome complex component rrp40. Gene Ontology annotation, cellular component: cytoplasmic exosome (RNase complex); nuclear exosome (RNase complex). The transcript is spliced from 10 exons. The record is from RefSeq and is a predicted model, not a curated record. Gene Ontology annotation, biological process: CUT catabolic process; nuclear polyadenylation-dependent rRNA catabolic process; U4 snRNA 3'-end processing. Gene Ontology annotation, molecular function: RNA binding. The coding region runs from base 405 to 1136 and encodes 243 amino acids. Lineage: Eukaryota; Viridiplantae; Streptophyta; Magnoliopsida; Ranunculales; Papaveraceae.
UUUAGGUAUUAACGAGUCUCCGAGGGUUUAACCAGCCAAAACCGAUUUUCUCUUUUUCUUCUCAAGACAUAACAUUCCUCAAACCUACAGGUAUCAGCGUGCUUAAACCCUAGCGGCCUAGCCUGUGUGAAGUUUGGGUUUCUGUAACUUUUCUUCUCAAAUUUCUUCGACGAUCAACAGGUGUAUGUUCUGAAACCCAAGAAUCCAAACCCCAGUAAGCAAGCUUUACUGAGAGAUCUUCUUAGAAUUACUUCUUCAACAGCAUCACCAACUUUAGUGAAUAUUCUUCUCUUCUUCCUCCAUUCCUAAGCAACCCCUUUGGCAGUACCAGCGGAGACUGAGAAAAAAAAGGAUUUAAAUAGAGUUUAAACUCACUAGAGUUUUUCAAGAUUCUUGAGGAAAUAAUGGUUGAUGAGAAGAAGAAGCACUCUGAUUCACAGUCAACCAUGGUCGACAAAAUAGUGGUUCCAGGAGAUGUGGUAUUGGAUCUUUCAAAAUUAUCAAACCAAACCAUAAAAUUAGGUGAUGGGUUACGUCAGGACUGUGAUUCAAUAACUGUGAUGAAGUCAGGGAAGCUGAGGUUCUCGAAGCCGAAUAAGUACUGGGUUGAAAGCUCACAGAAAAGGUAUGUGCCAUGUGUAGAUGAUACAGUUCUUGGUAUUGUGCUCGACUCUAAGGCAGAUAACUUUCUGGUGGACAUAAAAGGACCGGCGGUGGCAUUUUUACCCGUUCUUGCAUUUGAAGGAGGAACAAGAAGAAACAUACCAAAGUUUGAGCCUGGUUCCUUGAUCUAUGUUCGGGUGGUCAAAGCCAAUAUGGGAAUGAAUCCAGAGCUCUCCUGUACCGACGUCAAUGGUAAAGCUGCGGAAUUUGGUGCUUUAAAAGAUGGCUACAUGUUUGAAACAUCAACCGGUUUAUCACGAAUACUGCUCAGUACUCCAACUUGUCCAGUUCUUGAGGCUCUAGGGAAGAAGUUGUCCUUUGAGAUCGCAGUUGGAUUAAAUGGUCGUGUCUGGGUGAAUGCCGAGGCUCCAUCUACAGUCAUCCUUGUCGCAAAUGCUAUAAUGAAGUCAGAACCUCUAACUUCAGUGCAACAAAGAAUUAUGGUGGAAUCACUCUUGCAGAGAGUCCAAUGAUCUAACUUAUCUAUAAAACCAUCAACUGAUCCCCUUUCUUCUCUUACAAAAUCAUGAAAGUUUCUCUGAUUUUUUUCUUCAGAUGUAUCUUGUGAGAACUAAGAUGGUUGCAAUCUUUCAGAUCAAGGUUUAGUGUAAAUCACUCGGACAGUUGUGGUGUUUUUUAAUUACCGAGUAGAUAUUUGCAUUUCCCUAAGGUCUUGUCAUGUUUCGUAAAACUUUUACUAUUGGUUUCCCUCCAUCUCCCUCCCUCCUUCCAAGUACAUUCAUUGUUAAGGUUGAGAUAGCUCAAUACUAAACCAGAACCUUAAUUUUGCUA